This is a messenger RNA of Dicrocoelium dendriticum, 2183 nucleotides long. The record is from the annotation of a GenBank genome assembly. Lineage: Eukaryota; Metazoa; Platyhelminthes; Trematoda; Plagiorchiida; Dicrocoeliidae.
GACCCCGCGAUCUUCGGUCAUAAUUUUUAAACCGCCGUUGUCCCUUCUUGGGUAUAACUACUUUUUUAUAAAUCCUGUUCUGCUUCAGUCACUCUUUGUUUACCUAGAAAGAAGGUCGUAGACAUGGCGGACGCGGAACUCAUCUCAUUACUGGAUCAAGCUGCCAACAGGCUCCGUAUAAAUUCUAUCAAAGCCACAAAUGCUGCGGGCAGUGGACAUCCAUCCUCAUGUUCUUCUCUGGCUGAAAUAGUUGCGGUUUUGUUCCUGAAGGAGAUGAAACUUAAACCCGCCGAUCCGCGAAAUCCCUCGAGCGACCGAUUUGUCCUUUCCAAGGGUCAUGCGGCUCCGAUCCUGUACGCCGCUUGGUUCGAAUUGGGAGUUUUGACGGAGCAAGAUCUCCUUACCUUAAGAAAGUUGUCAUCAGAUCUCGAAGGCCACCCUACUCCGAGAUUGAAUUUUGUAGACGUCGCAACUGGGUCCCUGGGACAAGGCUUAAGCAAUGCAGCCGGUAUGGCAUACGUUGGAAAGUAUAUCGACAAAGCUGCAUAUCGAGUUUAUUGCAUUAUCGGUGACGGAGAGUCGGCUGAAGGCAGUGUGUGGGAGGCUAUGGCUUUUGCUUCCCACUACAAACUGGACAAUCUUGUUAUGAUUUUGGAUGUUAAUCGCCUUGGCCAAAGUCAACCUACAAUGCUGGGCCACGAUUUGGAAACAUAUCGCAAGCGCGCAGACGCUUUCGGAUGGCACGCGAUUGUAGUGGACGGGCACAGUGUCAAAGAGCUGCUAGCAGCUUUUGCAGAAGCCCGUACAAUCAAGGACAAACCCGUCGCCCUCAUAUGUAAAACUAUCAAGGGUGCCAAAUUCCCUGGAAUCCUAAACGAGGAAAAUUGGCAUGGAAAACCGUUGGGAGAAAAAACUGCGGAAAUCAUAAAACAUUUAGAGUCAACUCUAUCUGUCGGGGCUUCAGGUGAUGUCGGUUCCUCUCUAGGAAGGUUGAAACCUGCCGCACCACUGGACGACUGUGUCCCGAUUAAAUUGCUUGGCUCUAUCAGCUUGCCCUCACCUCCGUCCUACAAACCUGGCGAUCAAAUUGCUACACGCUUGGCUUAUGGGAAUGCGCUGGCACGUCUUGGUCAAGCUUGCGAUCGCGUUAUCGGGUUGGAUGGUGAUACAAAAAACUCCACUUUCAGCCUGAAACUCCGGGACUUGAAACCAAAUCAGUUCAUCGAAUGCUUCAUUGCUGAGCAAAAUAUGGUCGGAGUCGCAAUUGGUUGUGCAGUACGCCAACGGACUGUGCCUUUUGUGAGCACUUUUGCCGCUUUUAUGACUCGAGCUUUCGAUCAAAUUCGUAUGGGCGCUGUUUCGCGAACUAACUGCAAUUUUGCUGGUUCGCAUGUUGGAGUAAGCAUAGGCGAGGACGGUCCUAGCCAAAUGGGACUGGAGGAUUUGGCUCUGUUUCGGUCAGUGUUCGGUUCAACGGUAUUCUACCCGUCUGAUGCAGUGGCAACUGAGCGUGCUGUAGAACUGGCCGCUAAUACACAAGGCAUCUGCUACAUUCGUACAGGAAGACCGAACCAGCCAGUGAUCUAUAGGUCGGAUGAACACUUUGCCGUUGGUCGUGGAAAGGUGGUCCGUACUUCGGGUGCCAACACUGAUCAACUUACUAUCGUCGCCGCUGGAGUUACUCUUUUUGAAUCCCUGAAAGCUGCUGAAAAACUAGCCAAGGAGAAUGUACAAGUUCGUGUAAUUGACCCGUUUACUGUCAAACCGAUUGAUACCGAUCUACUUCGCCGGGCGGUGGAGGAAACAAGCAGUCACCUGAUCACGGUUGAGGAUCAUGUUCCGGAAGGUGGUUUGGGUGAUGCCGUUGAACAGGCACUUUCACAGAUUGGUGUUUCGCACAUCGUUCAUCGGAUAGCGGUACGAGAAGUUCCCCGUUCUGGGAAACCGGAUGAAUUGCUUCAGAAAUACGGAAUAGAUGCCAACAGUAUCUUCUCGUGUGUGCAACAACUUCUGCCUUUACUGAAACACUAACUACCGUUUUUUAUAUAUUGGCCUCGUCCACAUUCCGUAAUUGACUUUAUUUGACGAAUCGUGCUCUUCUGGCCAAUUAGUAGCGUUCUUGAUUACAUUCCUCUGAUUCCAGUGAUGUGCUUCGAAGGUAAGAUAAAAAUUUGGUACUUCUA